This is a messenger RNA of Galendromus occidentalis (western predatory mite), 2796 nucleotides long. Its product is annotated as ATP-dependent DNA helicase RecQ-like. NCBI's taxonomy places the organism in Eukaryota, Metazoa, Arthropoda, Arachnida, Mesostigmata, Phytoseiidae. Gene Ontology annotation, cellular component: cytoplasm; nucleus; chromosome. Gene Ontology annotation, biological process: double-strand break repair via homologous recombination; DNA replication. Gene Ontology annotation, molecular function: ATP binding; four-way junction helicase activity; 3'-5' DNA helicase activity. The record is from RefSeq and is a predicted model, not a curated record.
AUGUCGGCAGAAGAAGUCAUCGAAGAGAUCGAAAGCCUCGUCAACUCCUUGAAGCGCUCUCUGAGCUCAGGAAAGAAGAUCCCCGACAAGAUACUUGAGAAACUGAACGAGGCUCGAAACUCUCUGCAACAUGCGCAUCAGCUCAGCGAAUUCCUCGAUGUCGGAUCACUCUUCGAUUCCGAUGAUGCAGACGAAACCGAAAAGGGAGAGGGCGAGACUGAAGAACCUUCACCGAAGAAACGAAGAGUGUCUUCCCUAACUGCCGAGGAAUUCUUCGAGACCGAGAGCCCUCCCGAUGGAGUGGAUGGUACUGUUGCUCUCAUGGACAGCGAGCCAAUUUCGGAAUCGGAUUCAUCGGAGUCCUUUUGCGACGAAGAAAAUUAUUCAUACGACGAGUACUAUCAGUACGACGAAAUCCCGCACGUGUUUGGGUACGGCGAAAUCCCGCACGCGUUUGGGUACGACGAAAUUCCGCAUGCUUCGGGAUCGGAAUACGCCUUCGAUGACGAAGCUCGUAAAGAAAAUGAAAUUCUUCACGUGAGCCCCCCAUCCGCGAAGCACCUGGAAACCUUGAGAAAUUUCUUCGGUCACGAAACUUUCAAAGAGUCCCAAUGGAAAGUGAUCUCAUCCGUGUUGACCGACCGGAAGGACAAUAUCGUCCUCAUGGCGACAGGGAGCGGAAAAUCCUUGUGCUAUCAGUUCCCACCGGUCUAUCUCGGCCAGCUCGCGAUCGUGAUCUCCCCUCUGAUCUCGCUGAUGCAAGACCAGGUCCGGAAGCUGGACGGAUUCGGCGUUCCCGCUGCAUUCCUCGGCUCGGCUCAGACGGAUUCGUCAAGGAUACGAGAAGAGCUCUUCAAUCGGACCUACCGGGUGCUUUACCUCACUCCGGAAUUCGCCGCAGAGAACUCGCUUUUCCUGACGAAUCUGAACGAGUCCGUCGGCAUUUGUCUGGUCGCGGUCGACGAGGCGCACUGCGUCUCGCAGUGGGGUCACGAGUUCCGAAAGACCUACCGGUCGCUCGGCGAGCUGAGGACGAGAUUUCUGGAAAUACCGUUCAUGGCACUCACGGCGACAGCCAGCGCCAAUGUUCAGAAUGAUAUCGAGUCCUCGUUGAGACUGCUCCAGCCGUGGAUCACAGUUACGCCUUUCGACAGGCCGAAUCUGUACCUGACGGUGAAGCGGAAGACCAGCCCCGACCGAGACCUCCUCAGCGUCCUGGAUCCGGGAGUUUCGACAAUCAUAUACUGCCCAAAGAGGGUCACGACGGAAGAAGUGAGCAUGCUGUUGCGCUCGAAAGGUAUCCCGGCAAAUGCCUACCAUGCAGGAAUGACACCCAGCGCCCGAAAAGAAACCCAAGACGCUUUCGUGAACGGGACAAACCCCAUAAUCGUGGCAACCAUUGCUUUCGGCAUGGGAAUCGACAAGCCCGACGUGAGGAAAGUCGUCCACUACGGCGCCCCGCAGAGUCUCGAAGCUUACUACCAAGAAAUAGGUAGAGCCGGGCGAGAUGGCGAGCCCUCACUCUGCGCUACAUUCUGGGACUCGAGCGAUUUUGACACCUACUUACUGUUCGUGAGCAAAAUCAGGGACAUGGACGUGGUCCGACACAAAACUCGGAUGCUGAAGAGAACUCGAGCUUACCUAGAAACCACUGGAUGCAGAAGGAAAUUCAUGAUCACCCACUUCAGUCCCGACGAGGCCGAGCGUAUCCCGAUGCGAUCGAAGUGCUGCGACAAUUGCGACUCAGAGCUCAGCAAGAGAGCAUUCACGAAUCUACCAGCGAUUGAAGACAGCGGUCGGGUGGACGUCACCGAGGACUCGCGGCUCUUCCUCAACGCUGUCAAGGACCUGAAUAAUGGUUUCGGCAUGAACAUGAUCGUUCUGUAUCUGAAAGGGAGCACCAGCGUGAAAGUCAGAGAAUACAUGAAGUCGAGAGCGCUUUUCGGCUGCGGAAGACAUCACUCUCAGGACUACUGGAAGGCACUCGGUGCCCUUUUAGUCGACGAGGGAUUCUUGGUAGAAGUCACCAAGAGGGGCGAGGCCAGCGGUAGCUUCCGUGGUCGCAGCUCGGCCUAUUUAGGCAGCUCAGCCUACAGGUUAAUUUCGGUCACAGCUAAAGCCGAGGAUUGGCUACGCCAUGGCAAGAUAUUUAUGCUCCAACCUGGAGUCGAAGAUACGAUCUCUAUAAAUGAUCCGAGGCGAAAACUUCUGUUCGAUCAGCUGGUCGAGGCAAGGAACUCGAUCGCUAAUCAAAACGAGCUUCCUGCGACCAGUGUUUUCGAUAACAAGAUGUUGUCUGUAAUUGCGGACAAAUGCCCGCGGAGUGUCGAGGAGCUCAAGGAACUCCCGGCGGUCUCGAUGCGCAAAGCAGAUGCUUACGGGAUGCUUCUCGUCGAGAAAAUUCGUGAAUUCUGCGAACAGAACGAUGUUACCGAUUUCGAGAGCGCCAGAAGAACUUACAGUCGCGCGGAUGUUCCCAGCGCGGUCCCCGAGGAAGCGAUCGAAUGCUAUAUCCUGUUCAUGCGGGAACGGCGGGAUCUGAGCGAAAUCUCGGUUCAGUUGGGUUUGCAGGAAAGCAUAAUUUUGAGGAAUCUUUCUUGCUUGAGUAGAGGAGUUGUUCUAGAUUUUGAGCGACUCGGUUUCGACCGCGAAAAAUGCGUGCAAAUCAAAGGUAUCCUGGAGAAGCUUGGCGCGAAAGUCACGUGCAGCAAGAUAAAACAGAGCCUCGCGAUAGAUAUCGAUUGGGCGGAAAUUUCCCUAUAUAGGGCCUACAUCGAGGGUGGAUUCCCAGUCUGA